This is a messenger RNA of Hordeum vulgare subsp. vulgare (domesticated barley), 1148 nucleotides long. RefSeq names its product DNA-directed RNA polymerases IV and V subunit 4-like. The record is from RefSeq and is a predicted model, not a curated record. Gene Ontology annotation, biological process: DNA-templated transcription initiation. Gene Ontology annotation, molecular function: nucleotide binding. The transcript is spliced from 10 exons. Gene Ontology annotation, cellular component: RNA polymerase complex. Lineage: Eukaryota; Viridiplantae; Streptophyta; Magnoliopsida; Poales; Poaceae. Bases 153 to 848 code for a protein of 231 amino acids.
AGGCAAGCGGCACUCCCACUCUCCGUCUCCUCGCCCAGCGACAGCCAACAGUGAGCAGCGGGGCGCGUGCGGCGUCGGUGCGGAGAGCGACCUGACCGACUCCGGCAGGCGCCUCCCGAUCACCACCGCCUUCUCCUCCGCGGGCAGCGGCAAUGGCGAACAGGGGAGGGAAAGGGUCGUAUCCCCCGUCCAAGUCAGGAGCACCGAACGGAAGGCAGAACCAUUCUAAAGAUGUUAUUGACCUUUCUGAUUCUGAUUCUGAUUCUGAUGAUUUUUUCGAAGAAGAGGCUCCCCCCACACACUCCAAGUCAAAUGGGAAAGCUUCAUCUGAUAGCCUAAAAACUGGUGGAAAGGGUUCAUCCUUUUCUAAUGGGGAAGGUAGCAAAGGAGGGAAGGCAUUUAGUGCUGGGAAAGGUGGGAAGGCCUCCGCAUCAAAUGCAAAGCCUGCAAUGUCUGAUGCAGAACUAAAGCUUCAGCUUGAUAUGUCUCCAAAUUCUAAACUGUUAACGAACUGUGAAGUAGCAGAAAUGUUGCAGAAAAUUCACGAACAUAUGGCUAUCUUAUCAGAGGAUCCAAAGAUAAAAAUUCCCGAGUCGUUCGACAAGGCCUUUCUAUAUGCAAAAGAAGGGAAUCACUUCACCUCUGCGAAGUUGGUGAAAGAAAUCCUGGAACCCCUUAAAGACUAUGGUGUUAAUGAUGGCGAGAUAUGCAUGAUAGCAAACAUUGGGCCUGAGACCAUUGAAGAGGUUUAUGCACUCAUACCGUCUCUCAAGGCCACUAGGUCGAUCAAUGAAGGCAAGAUCGCGGAGGCCCUUACUGCCCUUGCUAAAAUAAAAGCCUCCAAGUGAACCUCAGCUGUGAUAAGUAUAUGGCUGAUCGAGCAAUGAAGAAUCUGGAACGGGGGUCUCUCUGGUGUAUGGAUGGAUGUUCAUUGAAAUCGACUUCUUUCUUUGAGAGCCGAAAUCAAGUUGUCUGUAUGUAGAAGCCGCACCAUGCACCCGUGUGCCAGCUCUAGGUCUGGCUGGUUGAACCUUGACUUUUGGAAACUAGCUUGUCUAGCUGCUGGUUUACCCGAUGGCCUGGCUCGCCUGAACGAUGAAAACUGUUGUUGUGGCCUGUGUUUUUAUGCAUCUCUGCUUGUCUGUUUA